Aureobasidium melanogenum CBS 110374 is the source of this 477-nucleotide messenger RNA. RefSeq lists its product as uncharacterized. The record is from RefSeq and is a predicted model, not a curated record. The coding region runs from base 1 to 477 and encodes 158 amino acids. Lineage: Eukaryota; Fungi; Ascomycota; Dothideomycetes; Dothideales; Saccotheciaceae. The transcript is spliced from 3 exons.
AUGGCUGUGGUCAACAUAUCGCAACUCUUCCUCAACUCAGAAUCAAUAACUCCAGACACUCUGCGGGAUUUAUACUCGGAUAUGGAAAUUCCAAAGCUCGUACACGAUUCAGAAGACGGUUUUCCCCAAAAGGAAAAAAGUAUCUGUCCCGUAAGGAAGAGCUCCAGCUUUGACCGCAACGAGUUGAUGCGAACGCCUGAGGCUGAGCCUCGAGAAUUUGUUUACGUCUACAGCUACAGCGAGAACCGAACACGACGGAUGAAGAAGCGUGAACUCUUGAAAAAGCUUGGAGAUCAAGAAUAUGACCAAGCAAAAAUUCCAUACUCGAUAGGCAGCAUACCCAUAUGUACAGGCAAUGAUGGUUUGGGAGGAGGAGAGACUGUUGUUGCCAGAGUACACGUCAAUACAGCAUUGCGACUACAGAGAUGGCUUGGGAUGCAGAAGCGACUAUACAUCGUAGAUGCCAUCAAGCUGUGA